Benincasa hispida (wax gourd) is the source of this 2019-nucleotide messenger RNA. Its product is annotated as putative serine/threonine-protein kinase PBL10. Lineage: Eukaryota; Viridiplantae; Streptophyta; Magnoliopsida; Cucurbitales; Cucurbitaceae. Gene Ontology annotation, molecular function: ATP binding; protein kinase activity. Gene Ontology annotation, biological process: protein phosphorylation. The record is from RefSeq and is a predicted model, not a curated record.
UUUAUUCAUUCUUGCACAAUUUUCCCAGUCAAAGUAGUCUCUCAACCCUUUUCCCCUCUUCUCUCUCUCUCUCUCGAUUUGUUUUCAAAGAUUCCUUCGCAUUUCGAUUCGACCCUUUUAAAUGUUUGUUUUCACCUCCUAUAUCUGCCUUCUCAACUUCGCUUCUUGCUAGGGGCUCUGGUCUCUGAACCGAACCUGUUAAUUGAAUUUACUCCCUCCCAUGUUCAUUGGGUUUUGGGGGUUUUCCUGCUCUUUCGGUUUUUGUUCUUGUUUAUGCUGUAAGAACUUCAAUUCUGAACUUGUGAUUGCAUGCAAGUGUUUGUGGAGGGUUUUGAGCGAUACCCAUUUGACUUAACAUAUGAAUCUCCAUUUUCGAACUCGGAUCUGUUGAAAUUUCUUGCUGUAAGCCGCUGAAUUUUGUGAUCCGUAGGGAGAUAAGUGGUCAGACUGUGAGAUUUUGAACCAGUUCCAUGGGGAUUUGCUUUAGCGCCAGGAUUAAAGCUGUUAGCACAUGCAGUACAGGAGGAAACUUAACCGGUGUUAGCCGAGAUGCGAUCAAUCUCUCUAGUUCAAGCAGCAACAGCAAGUUCUCAUCAACAUCAAUUCCUCGGAGUGAGGAUGAGAUUCUUCAGUCCACAAAUCUGAAGAGCUUUAGUUUUUCAGAACUUAAACUGGCUACUAGGAAUUUCCGUCCUGAUAGUUUGUUGGGGGAAGGUGGGUUCGGUUCGGUUUAUAAAGGUUGGAUCGAUGAGCAUUCAUUUUCUGCUGCCAAGCCAGGGUCUGGCACGGUCGUUGCAGUGAAAAGGCUUAACCUAGAUGGUCUCCAAGGUCACAAGGAGUGGCUGGCUGAAGUCAAUUUUCUGGGACAACUCCAUCAUUCUCACCUUGUGAAACUGAUAGGCUACUGUUUGGAAGAUGAACAUCGAUUGCUGGUUUAUGAAUUCCUUCCUCGAGGCAGUUUAGAAAACCAUUUGUUUAGAAGAGGUCUGUAUUUUCAACCUCUUUCUUGGAGCCUUCGCUUGAAGAUCGCUCUUGGCGCUGCAAAGGGACUGGCUUUCCUUCACAGUGAUGAAAACAAAGUUAUCUACCGUGACUUCAAGACGUCAAAUAUUCUCCUUGAUUCAAACUACAAUGCAAAACUCUCUGAUUUUGGGCUGGCCAAGGAUGGACCGACAGGCGACAAAAGUCACGUCUCGACCAGAAUUAUGGGGACGUAUGGAUAUGCAGCACCUGAAUAUCUAGCCACAGGUCAUCUUAGUGCCAGGAGUGAUGUGUAUAGUUUUGGGGUUGUUCUAUUGGAGAUGAUAUCUGGUCGAAGAGCAAUUGACAAAAAUCGACCACCGGGGGAACAGAAUCUGGUCGAAUGGGCCAAACCCUUGCUUGCUAAUCGACGCAAGACUUUUCGUUUACUUGAUGCACGUAUUGAACGCAACUACUCCAUGGAAUCAGCUUUUAGAUUAGCAAUCCUUGCAUCACGUUGCCUAUCUGUAGAACCCAAGUUCAGGCCGAGUAUGGACGAAAUUGUUACAACGUUGAAUGAUCUCCAGGAUUCGAAAGGAACUGGAGGUACAAGAAGAUCCAGGACUUGUAAGCAAAACACAGACAAUGGCAAUUCACACAAGGAAGUCGCUGCUUAUCCUAGACCAUCUGCAUCUGCUCUCUUUACAUAAGUUUGGGUCUUCGGAAAAACAUAACGAAAAUGAAAACCCGACGAGGUGAUCUGAGAGAGGAGGAAAGAAUCCCGGCUUAUAUAUUGUUGAGCGGUUGUAUAGUCAGUGUUCUUAUUUCCACUAAUGCAUACUUAAAUUGCUACAUGGGAAACAGAAGUAGGGAGCAGGGUUGAAAAUGCUAUUGCUGUAGCCUGUAGUGAUGGGUAUAGCUAUUUUGUGUUUCAGUUUUGUAAUGCUUUUCUCCUUCUUCUUACCAGAUUUCUGUCAAGUGGGAUCUGUGUUAUUGAGUUUAUUGUAAAAUGCAUAGUUAAUGAAUGAAAAAAGGAUUUGUAUACAACCAUUUGGCACU